This is a messenger RNA of Nelumbo nucifera (sacred lotus), 993 nucleotides long. Its product is annotated as putative GPI-anchored protein At3g06035. NCBI's taxonomy places the organism in Eukaryota, Viridiplantae, Streptophyta, Magnoliopsida, Proteales, Nelumbonaceae. The record is from RefSeq and is a predicted model, not a curated record.
UGGAACUGGAAAGUGGAAGCUGCUUCAGGAUCAGGAUCGAGGUAAGCAUAUAAAGGGGGGCAAGAGACAGAAAAUGAAGGAAAAUAUAUCGAUAAAGGUACGCUGGCUCCUUUGAGUUCCAAUAUAUUCAGCUCACCUUUCCUCUUGCUGAAUCAUCAUUCAUGAUUCAUCAUCUUGAAACAAAUUAAUGGCUUCUCCUCGGUGUCAUCUCCUGGUUUUGCUACUGCUUCAACUGAUGCUCUUGCUCUUUCAUCCUGUGAAAUCCCAUGAUGAGGAGGAGACACUUCUUCGAGACAUUAACAAAUACAGGGCAUCCUUAAAUCUGUCACCAUUAACAGAGAACAAAGAUGCAGAUUGCAUUGCAGAACAAGUCGCAGACCAAUUUGAGAAACAACCCUGUAGCAAUACUACGGGUGCCAACUCUGCUCCAGGAGCCGAGAUACAACUAGCCAACUACCCAGCCAUUCUGCAUCAAUGCCAUCUUAACACCAUCAACACCAAAGAUGUAGCUAUCAUUCCCGCCUGCGUUCCGAACCUGGUCCCAACUCUGGUACUAUCCAACUUCACCGGCUCCCAUUACUCACGCUAUCUCAAAGACAGCAAGUAUACUGAAGCUGGCAUUAGUGCUGAAGAUGAUUGGAUUGUAGUUGUUCUCACCACAAACGCACCUGUAGCCGCUGCCGGAACUGCAGUCGGAGGGAAUUCUGUACCUCGAAACCCAACCAACUCGGCUUCUAAGGCCGGACCAAGUUCCCACCUGCUUUCUUUGUUCUUGGUGCUUGUUCUUGUUCUGUUUAGCUGAUCAGUACACACACUCACCUCCACUCCAGGCACCACCCCAUCUUUUAUUUAUUUGUUCAUGUAGUGUUGUUGCCUUUUGGGAUGUCAUGUUUCUUCUGUUUUGGCUAUAUAGCUGGAGAAGUAGGAAAUAACGGAUUCCACAGAAGAAUUUCACACUGUUGUAAGAAAUGCAAUCCUUUUUUAUUUUUUUCA